Cuscuta europaea is the source of this 1025-nucleotide messenger RNA. NCBI's taxonomy places the organism in Eukaryota, Viridiplantae, Streptophyta, Magnoliopsida, Solanales, Convolvulaceae. The record is from the annotation of a GenBank genome assembly.
GAGAACGUAAGAGUUUACUAUAAUUCAAAGAUUUCCGUCAAUACAAACCCGUCAUGCGUAGCGCGAGUUGAAUAAUGACCUCAGAAGCAAAUCAUCAGAGUUUCUUUAUUGAAAUCUUAUGUUAUUAAGACGUACGAAUGCAUUCAAGCUUAAUUAGCUUAUUCUAUUUCAUUUUUGGAGAGGGCUUAGGUGCCGGGUUGGGCGAUGAAUGUGGAGGCAAUGAUGCAAGCCUGCGCCGCCCAAGCUUCGGUGCUGGUGGGGGCGGAUGCAAUGGUGCCCUUGGUGAUGGGGGUGAGGGUUUGGGUGAGGGCUUCGGUGAGGGUUUCGGUGUGGGCUUCGGUGAGGGUUUCGGUGUGGGCUUCGGUGAGGGUUUGGGUGAUGGCAUCGGCGAGGGUUCGGGUGUGGGCAUCGGUGAUGUUAGCAAUGAGGCAAGCCUUCUUCCAAACUUUGGUGAUGGUGGCUUGGGUGCGGCUUUUGGUGCCGGCUCAGAUGAAUGUGGCAACGGAGAGGCCUUUGGUGCUGGCUUUGGUGAGGGUUUGGGCGCUGGCUUUGGUGCUGGAGCUGGUGGGAGUGAUGCAAGCCUUCGUCCCGUCUUUGGUGCGGGUGGAGGUGGAUGCAAUGGUGCCCUCGGUGAGGGUGUGGGUGGAUGCGGUCCCGGUCUCGGUGCGUGCUUCGGCUUCGAUGGUUCAGGCGCGGGUGAACUUGGUUUGGAUGGUGUAGGUGCUGGAGGUUUCGGUGAAUGAGGCGGCAUGGAUGGCGCAGGCACGGGUGGAUGUGGCUUGGAUGGUGCUGGUGCUGGUGCUGGUGGAUGCGGCUUGGACGGUGUCGGCGCCAUCGGCUUGAGUAUGGACGAUGUAACAUCUUCGGCUGAUGAAAGGCUGAAGAUCAUCAAUGAAACUAGAAGAGUUACACUAAUGUGCUGCUUUGAAGGGAUCCCCAUACCUGAUGAUGUUCUGAUCUUGUAUGUUUUUUAUUUGAGAGUUGUCUCUUAUUAUUGUUUGUUUGAAAUAGUGCAUGCAAUUGCG